Molecule: messenger RNA, 624 nt
Organism: Penicillium robsamsonii
Lineage: Eukaryota; Fungi; Ascomycota; Eurotiomycetes; Eurotiales; Aspergillaceae
Product: C2H2-type zinc finger protein
Exons: 2
Coding region: 1-624 (207 amino acids)
Source: RefSeq, a predicted model, not a curated record
AUGACAGAACCACUCGAGCAUGACUUCUCGUACCUCGACCAAGAGGGAGGUUAUCAGUGGAACGAAAGUGGUCCCCCGUUCUCCUGCAUUUUCGCUGACCACUGGUCCCCUGCUGUGGAUGACUUUCCUUAUGGCGCUUUUUUCAAAUCCCCCUCCGCCCCCCUCACCCCUGACCCUGCGGCUUCCGCUUCACUCGGAGCUUUCUUUGAGAUCACCGAUGGCCAAUACGAGAAAGACUUCGCGGUUGAGGGCACUGCUGCCGCUGAUACUCCGGGCCUUGAUCUCCACGACGGGAUGUCUGAUAUCACCUCUACAAUCAUCUCCACUGCGGAAGAAGAGCAAGGACCGACCCCUGGCCCAGAUGAUAGCCUCCGGAUUCCUACAUCCUAUGGCAAAGUCUCUAUGGGCGUCAAAUCGAGCCGUGGUAGCCCACUAAAGUGUAAAUGGAAGCACUGCGAAUACUCAGGUGGAUUCUCUCAAAUGGGGGCCCUACUACGCCACAUCAAAACAAAGCACAUCUCGCCGGGCUUAUAUGAAUGCCCCGAGGGAGAAUGCCGCAAGUCGUUCAAUCGAAAGGAUAAUUUGACUGCGCAUAUCCGGAAUGUUCAUCGUGCAAGCGUUUGA